AUGACCAUGGAUGACCCCGGCGUUCACAACAUUCGAUGUAUUCCAGGGAAUCUGGUGUCAGAUGCACCCACUAUCCCCUCUCUCACUGCCAUGGGAAGCCCUGAUGCCGAACCCUCCAUCGAUUCAGCUCAGUUAGGAAGGGACGAUGAUGAAAGUUCUCUCGAUCUGAACGGUCACCACGAUUUCAUUACUACAACUCACGCUGAUCGCCUACGGGUCAGCAAUAUCGCCGAUGCUGCCACCGCAGUUGUGGGCGCCGCGAAGCCUCAUCCGCUCCCAGUCGUCGCAUAUGGGAAUUGUGCCACUAAAUGGAGCCCUGCCAGCAACCCCCAGGAGGACUUCGUAGUAUUGACAGGUUGCCUCACCGGUGCCGAGCGUGCAGCUCGAUGCAGAGCUGCCAAGGCCUGGGCCCAGGCGAGCCCUGCCAGCAACCCCCCGGAGGACUCCGUAGUAUUGACAGGUUGCCUCACCGGUGCUGAGCGUGCAGCUCGAUGCAGACCUGCCAAGGCCAGGGCUCAGCGCUUGCGGCACGCCCAGCGUAUGCUGAAUGCCGAGCUGAAGUUGAACAAUCAGCUUCGCGCAUCUGACCCAACGAUCCAACCUCAGGAUGACGACUCGUUACCGCCUCCCUCUUACGACCUGUUCUGCUCGGUUGUCGUCCCCACGUCCGAUCCCUCGAACAGGGAGCGCUUCUUGCUGACGGGUUACAAGACGGGGGCCGAACGUGCUCAGAGCGUUGGCGAUAGUGGCAACUACAACCUCUCUGGUUUUCCACCUUCUGGCCCCUCUUCCGAAUGUCCAAUUCCUGCCUCCGGCAGCUCCGUAUGUAACAUUUACAGUAUUACGGCAUCGCAAGUGUCCCUGAUCAACCCUCUCGCGCCUCAUCAUCAGACCUGA
Dacryopinax primogenitus is the source of this 897-nucleotide messenger RNA. RefSeq lists its product as uncharacterized. The coding region runs from base 1 to 897 and encodes 298 amino acids. The record is from RefSeq and is a predicted model, not a curated record. The transcript is spliced from 5 exons. NCBI's taxonomy places the organism in Eukaryota, Fungi, Basidiomycota, Dacrymycetes, Dacrymycetales, Dacrymycetaceae.